Exaiptasia diaphana is the source of this 593-nucleotide messenger RNA. RefSeq names its product FERM and PDZ domain-containing protein 2. The record is from RefSeq and is a predicted model, not a curated record. Lineage: Eukaryota; Metazoa; Cnidaria; Anthozoa; Actiniaria; Aiptasiidae. The annotation marks the transcript as partial. Gene Ontology annotation, cellular component: cytoskeleton. The transcript has 5 exons.
AUACAUUUCAAAGUUUUUCAUUAUUUUUUUUUUAGACUUGUUCCCACUCACUCAUUAAUCCAUCUUUCUACAUCCGCCCACUUGCACUUUUGUUUUCCAUUCAACACAGUUUAUGUAUCCCUUUGUUGCUACCACGCACAAUUAGAUUAUUUAAAACUAAAGCAUGGCCCAGAAAUAUAGUGUAGAUUCUCUGUAUAUCAUGAUUUGUAUUGAAAUGUCUCUGUCCUGCAAAUUGCAGAUCGGUAAUGGAGAGAAGCUUAUAAACGUAGUCUUACUAAAUGGAGAGAGACUUAACGUCCGGGUCCCGACCGGGGCUACUGGACAAGACUUGUACAAUACGAUUUCAGAGCAUCUCGGCCUUGCGGAAACGAUCUUUUUUGGUCUUAUGAUAAUAAAAGAUGGCGAACAUGAAUUCUUAGACCUCAACGAUAAAUUGUCCAAAUUAGCAAAAUAUGCGCCACAUCUUUGGAAAGAUGACGUAUCUUGUAAUUCCUCGCUGGUUUUCACAAUCUUCUUCCGUGUCAAAUACUACGUAGAAAAUAUUUGUUUAUUGCAGCAACAGGGUACCCGGUAUUUCUACUUCCCGGGCUUCU